CAAUAGUGCAUCACAUAAAAUACUGCAAACUGGGCAUAGCUCUUUGAAACAGACCUUUCUAUUGCUCGCCACACGGAUGCCGACCUGCGUAGGGCAGGCACAGGGUCGGCAGACUUCCAUGCUCCUUCGGCCAACUUUAAGAUCGGCAGUGCUACUGCCCUUCAGGGGAAGGCAGCGAGCGGUGGGCGUCCAGGCGCAGGCAGCCAAGAGCGGCAAGGGCUUCGGCACCACCGCCAAGCUGCAGGAGGUCCCUGUUGUCACCAAGCUGGAGUGGACCAGCCCGCUCCAGAUCAUCAAGUAUCCCGACCCACGGCUGCGGGCGGUUAACGCCAAGAUCAAUGUGUUUGACGAAUCGCUCAUGCGGCUAGCCAAGGAGAUGAUUGAGAUCAUGUACCAAGACGACGGCGUGGGCCUGGCGGCGCCCCAGGUGGGCGUCAACGUGCGGCUGAUGGUGUUCAACCCCAUGGGUCGCGACAAGCCUGGCAACGAGUCCAUCCUGGUCAACCCGGAGAUCGUGGAGCAGCUGGGCGGCAAGGAGCUGGGCGAGGAGGGCUGCCUGUCCUUCCCGCGGAUAUACGGCGACGUGGAGCGCUCGCGGCAGAUCAACGUCAAGGCGCUGGAUGCCACGGGUCAGCCUGUGAAGCUGACGCUGACGGACCCCUGGGUGGCGCGCAUCUUCCAACACGAGUUCGACCAUUUGCAGGGCGUGCUGUUCCAUGACCGCAUGAAGCCCUCGGUGCUGGAGACCGUGCGGCCCGAGCUGGUGGCGCUGGAGGAGGCUUUCCUGGCGGACCACCCAGCAGCCAAGGUACAGCGCCUGGCGCCGGCCAAGGGGGCCAAGGGGUUCGGGGCGCCCAAGAAGUAAGUGGAGGCGCAGCAAGUAGGGGCAUGGGGGUUAUGGAGAGGGGCUGUGUACAGUGUGUGGAUGAAAUGGGUUUGACUGGCCGGAGUUGCGCAUGGGCGACACAGGGUGGACUUCUGAGCGGUUGGCAGUUGUCCUGCGGGCGCGGCCCAUCAUGUGGGCACCAGAACGGGGGCACUGGUGGGCCCUUGACGUGGUCGACCAGGGUUUUCAGGAUGGGGUCCGACACCGUGCGCGGCCGGCCUGGGCGUGGCUUGGGCUCUGUCCCGCCAGUGUGCACGUAGCGCACGUACCACUUCUUAAUCUGCUCCGCCAUAUGCUUGGGUGAUGCCUCCCAUGGUGUGUAAUCAACUGGCUGCGGGAAGAUCUCUGGGCAUGCCUCGCGUGCCGUGAACUCCGCCACGGCAAUGGGGCCCCAGCGCUGAGGUGUGGUGCCACGUGUGGUAAGCCCAGAACGGUAACAGGCCUGAAUCGCAAUGGCGGCUACUAGCGCAGCUACCAUUCGCCGCCAUGCGUCCGUUGACAGGUUGGAAUAGAUGGUGCCAGUGGUAGCAUCCAUCCUUUCACCUGUGUGCGUCGGUGAUGGGGUUUGCGGGUGCGUGGUGAGAGAGGGGGACAGGUGCACGCUAUCAUGAACCAGGCUAAAUUCCUAAUAAUUCGCCCCCCAUGCGCCACAAACCCCACCCAACCUGAAACCCCUUAGUUCCCCAGAUCCAUUUCCACGUCACUGUGUCGCACAAUUCCGCCGACCUUUGCGCACCCCAGCAUAUGUGUGCCCGCGGUUUCCAAUGCUCUAUUGAAUGCACCAAAAGCCAGCCCAGGCCCUGCGUCCUAGGGCCCAAACGAGCUCCUCCGUACAAUGUUUGCUCGCACACUCCGGCGCACGCGAUUAGGUGUCGCGCGCUACUGUAUGGUAGCCCUUGUGUCGCACAAGUGGUUGGAGCGUGUUUGGGGUGAGUUGGCGCGGCAGGGUGGUGUCGCGCCCAUGCUGCCCCGCUUGCGGGGCUUGUUCCCGGCCGGUCUCUGAUGGCUAUGGUGUAGUCCUAUGAAUUAUCUGUGCGCGGGUUGGUGCCCGGCAAAUUUCUGUUGCAUGGGGCCUGCGCGCAUGGCGUGCCCCUCGGGGGGUAAUCGCGCUCGGAUCACAUAAGGGCCAUAUGCGCCUCCGGACUCAAAGGAGUUAGUGGGGCCGCAUGGACUACGACGCCAUGUAAAUGCUCAUGCUC
This is a messenger RNA of Chlamydomonas reinhardtii, 2085 nucleotides long. RefSeq lists its product as uncharacterized. Gene Ontology annotation, cellular component: mitochondrion; chloroplast. Gene Ontology annotation, biological process: peptidyl-methionine modification. The transcript has 5 exons. Gene Ontology annotation, molecular function: peptide deformylase activity. The record is from RefSeq and is a predicted model, not a curated record. NCBI's taxonomy places the organism in Eukaryota, Viridiplantae, Chlorophyta, Chlorophyceae, Chlamydomonadales, Chlamydomonadaceae. Bases 119 to 865 code for a protein of 248 amino acids.